Messenger RNA from Aureobasidium musti, 1734 nucleotides. Lineage: Eukaryota; Fungi; Ascomycota; Dothideomycetes; Dothideales; Saccotheciaceae. The record is from the annotation of a GenBank genome assembly.
AUGGACAACGACACUGAUGCAGUCUUCAUUGGCGAAGCCGAGAUCAACUCGAAGAACACAAACGCCCCGAGGGGAUCACGGCCAGCCAGCACUCACUCGGGUGAGGAGAACACAACCAUUGCAAGAGGAGGUAUAGAUGCACAUUUGGAUGCAGACGAGCAGGACCCGUUGUUGCCAUUCGAAUCCCGCAGGAGAAGAGCAAGCGAUGCUGGUUCAGGCCAUGAGUGGCAUGGUGUCGACGACUUCGACCAUCUCCCAUGGUACCGCAAGCCCUCCAUCUACUUUGUCCUGGCGCCCUUCUUCGUCAUGACUCUGGCAUUUGGUGCCAUCAUAUCUCCGAGAAUCAAUCUCAUUCUCAACCUCGUUUGUCGCGAAUACAUGUCCGAGCAACAGUCCAAGAAUCCCGGUCAUUCUUUCCUGCCCAUCUUGUUCAACGGCGAGAACCCUCAGUGCAGAUCACCAGAAGUCCAGGCCCGAGUCGCGCAAUUCACCCUGUACGGCAACCUGAUAGCUGGCCUCCUUUCCGCCAUCACCAGCCCCAAGCUGGGCGCUCUUUCUGAUCGACUCGGCCGCACAAAGAUCCUUGCCUUGACAAGCAUGGGCAUCAUUGCGGGAGACGCCUUGAUCAUCAUGGCUGCUACCAAGCCCGAGACCUUCCCUGUCAAUUGGAUUCUGGUCGGUUAUGCUCUUGAUGGCCUUUCUGGCUCCUUCACCGCCGCCAUGGCCAUUGCUAAUGCCUAUGCUACCGAUUGUACUCCCCCAGCGCGUCGCAACAUUUCCUUUGGCUAUCUCCAUGGCUGCCUCUUCACCGGUAUUGCUCUGGGACCCAUCCUAGGAGGACUUAUCGUCAAGGCCACAGGAAAAAUCUUGUCCAUUUUCUAUGCAUCGCUUGCUAUACAUGCACUUUUCAUCCUCUUCAUUGCUUUUUGUGUUCCUGAGUCUCUUUCCAAGCGUCGCCAGCAAGCUGCCCAGGAAAAGCACCGCGAAGACAAGGCUCAAACGGGCUCUUCCGACUGGAUCGAUCGAGUCCGAGCUGUCAACAUCUUGGAACCACUCAAGAUAUUGUGGCCUACCGGUGAGGGUUCUUCACCCGCCCUCAGACGCAACCUUGUGCUCCUGGCUGCUGUCGACACCAUCUUGUUUGGCGUUGCAAUGGGCAGUAUGACAAUCAUCGUUAUCUACGCCCGCUACCAGUUCAACUGGGAAUCGUUCGAGUCCGGCGUCUUCAUGUCUAUUGUCAACACUUGCAGGGUCAUGUGUCUCAUCGUCGUUCUGCCGCUGGUCACGCGCUAUGUUCGUGGCAAGGCAAGCGAAACUAAGCAGCGUAGUUCGGGCAGUGAUUCUUUCGACCUUGCUGUUGUUCGCGUUGCGGUUUUCUUUGAUACCCUGGGAUAUCUUGGAUACACCCUUGCUCGUACCGGACCGCUGAUGAUUCUCUCUGGUAGCAUAGCAAGCAUCGGAGGAAUCGGCUCGCCCACCCUUCAAUCAGCGCUGACCAAACAUGUACCACAUGAGAAGACUGGCCAACUGCUUGGUGCGUCUGGGCUGUUGCAUGCUCUGGCCCGAGUCAUCGCUCCCACGAUAUUCAAUGCUAUAUACUCCGCCACUGUCGGAAAGUUCACGCAGACGGUGUUCGUCUGCCUCACCGCCACCUUCGGUCUGGCAUUUGUGCUCAGCUUCUUCAUCAGACCACAUGUCUACCUAGAGAAGAGUGCAGCAGACGAAGAUUCAUGA